Molecule: messenger RNA, 315 nt
Organism: Thlaspi arvense
Lineage: Eukaryota; Viridiplantae; Streptophyta; Magnoliopsida; Brassicales; Brassicaceae
Source: the annotation of a GenBank genome assembly
AUGGUGAGAAACUUGUGCGGCCAUUGGAUAUCAGCCGUUCCCAUCCCUGGAUCAUUUGUAUGCAACAUCGGCGACAUGUUAAAGAUACUUUCAAACGGAGUAUACAAUUCCACACUUCAUAGAGUGAUCAAUAACUCUCCUCAGUACCGUGUCUGCGUUGCAUUCUUCUAUGAGACUAAUUUCGACGCGGUCGUGGAGCCAUUGGAUAUAUGUAAACAGAAGAACCCUGGAGGGAGAGGAGAAUCCCAAGUUUUCAAAAGAGCUGUCUACGGAGAGCAUCUGGUAAGCAAAGUCCAGACCAACUUUGCAAUGUAA